AGUGGUUCAGGGAAAUGUGUUUCAGCAACAAGUCACAUUUAAUCUUUUUAUAGCUGCAGGAUCUAACACACCAGAACCAGCCCUCUACUUUCCAGCAACGUUAGUGUACCCUCCUACCCACACAUCUUCCAGUACCUCCACCAAUCAGACAGAUGGUAUAGCUUCAUUUCUCAAAGGAGGUUACACACCUCAACCAGCCUUAUCAGUCACCCCCUCUCCAGCUCAGACUUUACCCACAUCCAGCACUUACACAGGUCAGAAGGAAGAUAAAGCAAGUGAACUACUUUGUACUGGAGGUUCUUCCCUGUCCCGUAUCACCAUGAGGGCUUCCGGUCCUAGAAAGGAACGGGAUCACCUGGGGUCCCAUUCCUAUAGUGGCACAUCAGGAGAGGAUGAGGUGAGGAUUGUACUCCUGGGAAGAACUGGAGUCGGCAAAAGUUCUGCUGGAAACACAAUUCUUGGAGAGAACGUGUUCAAUGCAGCAUGUUCAGCACAGAGUCAAACACAGAUCUGUCAAAGACAUGAAAAAGAAAUCAACGGCAAAAGAAUUGUUGUUAUUGAUACCCCUGGCAUUGUUGAUACUUUCAGAUCAGAGAAAGAACUUAAGAAAGAGGUAAUAUCGUGUCUCGUAGAGUGUGCACCUGGCCCUCAUGUCUUUAUUGUAGUGUUGGAUGUAAAAUACUUCAGUGGUGAUGUUCUUUCUCACAUGGUGUUGCUUUUCACACAUGGUCAUAAUCUUGAACAGAACAUGACGAUCCAUGACUUCAUAAAUCAGCUUGAUGUUGAAGGGAAAACACUGAAAGAUCUUGCUGAGAAAUGUGGAAAUCGAGUUCAUGUAAUUGACAACAAGUUCUGGAACAAUGAGAGCAGAGUUUCAGCUGUGUUAGCUGAACUAGAAAGGCUAAACAUUUCUCAGCAGACUAAGAACAAAACUGUUGAAGAAAUUCAGGCAAACCAAACUGAUGAAACUCCAUGGUUUAACAUACUGUCAGAUCCAGAUGCCAAUGUAGAGGCAGAACAUCGAGUUGAAAGUGGAGACCAAAGCAGGGAAUACCGAAGCAACAGAUUCCAACUCACCCAGCUAAUGAAGUCCAUAAAUAACAUCUUGAUAGAAAAAAACAAAGAGCCCUACAAAAACAAAGCCUUAGAACAGACUGGAGAAGCCAUUAAAGAAGAAGUGAAGAAAAUAAUACAGGCGGCGAAAAAUGAGGGGAAGAUCAGAGAUGUGACAGAAGUGGAUAUGGUUGAGAUCAGGAGGCGAGCAACAGAGAGAGUCAGAACCAGGACAGAGUUGGCUGGUGUAGUUACAGAAAUUGUAACCGGAAGCACGACAACAGCAGUGUUAGUGAAAGGUCUUAUAAGCGCAGGAUGGAGAAGGCUAACUUAUCAAAAACCAUAG
Messenger RNA from Colossoma macropomum (tambaqui), 1399 nucleotides. Its product is annotated as GTPase IMAP family member 7-like. Lineage: Eukaryota; Metazoa; Chordata; Actinopteri; Characiformes; Serrasalmidae. The record is from RefSeq and is a predicted model, not a curated record. Gene Ontology annotation, molecular function: GTP binding. The transcript has 7 exons. The coding region runs from base 320 to 1399 and encodes 359 amino acids.